Anisakis simplex (herring worm) is the source of this 192-nucleotide messenger RNA. Lineage: Eukaryota; Metazoa; Nematoda; Chromadorea; Rhabditida; Anisakidae. The record is from the annotation of a GenBank genome assembly.
ACACCCGUUUGUAAUGUCACCUCAAGUCGUGUGCGAAUUGUGUUUGCGGGCGAUAUGUCAACAUAUUUAAAUUUGAUGAGGUCACUCAUCGAGCAGACUGUUAUCGAGGUACUCGGCAAUGAACUGUGUCAAAUCUCCGUUAAGGUUGCGCGCUUCUUCGAACAGUCAAAGCGACAGGUCAGCUCAAUGUGA